This is a messenger RNA of Rhipicephalus sanguineus (brown dog tick), 1888 nucleotides long. RefSeq lists its product as uncharacterized. NCBI's taxonomy places the organism in Eukaryota, Metazoa, Arthropoda, Arachnida, Ixodida, Ixodidae. The record is from RefSeq and is a predicted model, not a curated record. Bases 264 to 1742 code for a protein of 492 amino acids. The transcript has 2 exons.
CGCUUGAGACGUGCAUCCAAGCUUCUCUGGCGCCGUCAUUCUUGGACGUAUGUAUAAUGUUGCAAAUGUCGCUCAUUGUAGAAUAAGCCGUGUUGACGCUAGCGUAAAUAAGGAGAGCAAAACUGUUUGUUUCGAAUGGAAGUUCUCUCGUCAAAGGCGCUGAUCUGAGGCUGCUUGGACGUCACUUCGCAGGAAAUUCCGAAGUUCUGUACGUCACAAGCGCGUUAAAAUCGUAGUUCAAGCUACCACUCAUAACCGCAAGCAUGUCCGGGGAUGCGUCAGCCGAAGACGUCGAGCUUAGUGACGUCCUCAAGAAAGGGCUCCGGGCGAACACCGACGACAAUGCCUGCUCGGGCACUGUUGGCGACGUCUUAGCCGGAGCCCUAAGGCUGGAAUACAAGCCCGACCUCACGGUAGAUGAAGCCCGCGUCCUGCGGCGGGCCUUCAGCACAGAGGGAUUCGUCAAACGGUUGAAACUCUCCGGACUACCGCUAGACGUCUGCAAGGUCGUCCUGGAAGGCCUCGACGAGUCAUCGUCGCUGGAAGAACUGGAACUCUUCAACAUUGAGAGCAACGACGAGGACUUCACGCUGAACCUCUCCGGGAUAUUUGGAAACCUCCGCGUGUUGCGCCUAUCGUGCAGCGACAUCGACGACCAAUUCGCCAUGGACGUCGCGUUCUUCUUGCAAGACAACACUCGCCUGGAAGAGCUGAGCCUGUGUUACAGUGACAUCAGCGACGAUGGGGCCACUUCGCUCGCCGAAGCGCUCGCGAUAAACAGCACGCUGCGAAAGGUAGUGCUGGCCAACAACGCCCUCACUUCCCGCACCCUCGUCGCCUUCGCGGAGACGCUGACCGUCAACACGACACUGGAGAUGGUGGAUGUCUUCGAAGUGGACAUGGAUGAGGAAGACGUCGCAGUCCUGUUCCUGGACGGCAGGUACGCGGACACAUUUAAGAGGAUGUACAUCUUGUGGAAGGAGGACUUUCUUCCGCAGCUGACCAGGCUGCUGCGUGAAGACAGGCAUUGCGCGGAAGUUUCCAUCGAGGUCACCAAAUCGGUGCCAGAGGGGCACCUGCUUGAGUUCUUCGACGCCGUCGCGACGAACUCGACCGUGCGGACGCUUCACAUCAACCCGAGCGGAGACAAGGCGUUCGAAGCUCUCACCGACGGUCUCGUGUCCGUCUUGCAGCGAUCGUCGACCCUCACUCGCCUCCAGAACUUGAUGGGCGUGGACAGCGCCCACGAUACUUUGGUUAUCCGGGUACUGGACGCCCUGAGGGAGAAUAGGUCGGUGACGGCGCUUACCAUGUGCUCGGAGCUGCUGACUCCCGGGAUCGCAGCGUCGCUCUCGGAACUCCUGGCCACCAACGACGUCUUGAACGACGUCAGCAUUUGCGACGACUUGGAAAUAAGGAACGAAGAACUCGCCGUCAUAUUGGAGGGCCUCAGGAAGAACUAUACGGUUACGCAUCUUAUGGUGGCGUGCGACCCGGACGACGACGUGGAAGGCGUGUCCGAGAUGGCCGAGCUCCUGGACAGAAACGCCCGCCUCCUGGACAGGGCGGUCGAGUUUGUCAGAGCGGGAGGCAGUGAUACCGAAGAUGAGGAAGGGGCUGAUGCUCUCAAGAAAGUGCGCUCCAGCGCCUCUCUCGUUGAGAAGUUGCGAAAGAUCACCGGAAAGACGAAGCAAGAUGUCAUGGCCGAUGUGGAAGCCGCCCUUGCCGGUGCUCAGUGCUGAGCUGCUGCCGACUCCGAUGGCACUGACUGUGUCCGGCUUGCUUUUCAUAAUAUUUCAACGCAGCUGAUAAUGUGAAUAGGCUACUUAUGGUGCAUGCGGGUCGCUAAAUAGUCUGCAAUAUUGGCAUUACUUUCGUAAUAAAUUAU